This is a messenger RNA of Aspergillus vadensis CBS 113365, 570 nucleotides long. Its product is annotated as AAA-ATPase Vps4-associated 1 family protein. Gene Ontology annotation, cellular component: endosome. The record is from RefSeq and is a predicted model, not a curated record. The coding region runs from base 1 to 570 and encodes 189 amino acids. Gene Ontology annotation, biological process: vacuolar transport. The transcript has 4 exons. Lineage: Eukaryota; Fungi; Ascomycota; Eurotiomycetes; Eurotiales; Aspergillaceae.
AUGUCCCUCCAAAACAUCUGGCAUCUGCGCCGAGUAGCAGACACAGCAGCCAAAGCAUGUUAUAUUUGCUACAAGCCAUCAAGUAGUGUAUUAAUCACGCCUGAUAAUCGGGACUUCUUCUACGUCUGCCCCUCUCACCUCCAAGACCGCCACUUCUGUUCCCCUAUUGUCGACACAGAAGCGGCGGCCGCCAAGGCCAAAGAAGAGGCUAUGGCGAAGGAAAUCGAGAGGGUGAAGAAGGAGUAUGAGGAGAAGCAGCAGCGGAAGAAGAAUAAGGACGCUGAGAAGGACAAGGACAAGAAGGAAGAUGAUAAAGAUAAAGAUGACAAGUCUGCUACGAAAAAGGGGGAUGAAGAGGACAAGAAAAUGCAGAAGGAACGGGAUGAUAAGAUUGAGAGUAUCAGAAAAUCGACCACUUCGUCGGAUGACUCGCCGAGGGUUUUUGCGUUGCAUAAGAACUUCUAUCAGAUGCGUAUCGACAGGAUGCGCAAUGCUGAGAUGGCUAGAAGGAAUCGUCAGCGCUUGCAGGAUCCUUCUUUGUUCCCGUCUGUCCCGACUGGGGGGCUGUGA